Molecule: messenger RNA, 417 nt
Organism: Balaenoptera musculus (blue whale)
Lineage: Eukaryota; Metazoa; Chordata; Mammalia; Artiodactyla; Balaenopteridae
Source: RefSeq, a predicted model, not a curated record
AUGGGGGCCCUGGACAGCGUAGUCUUGGAAACCACGACAUCCAGGACCCCCAGAUACCUCACCCCAGACGCUGGGCACCAACAGGCUCCUUCUCCCCAGCGCCCAGCCCCUUAUCAGGAAAGGAUUUGGGUUGGUGGGGAGGAGGAAGUCCGAGGCCCCUGGCUCAGCAAGGUGGGUAGGAGAGAUAGGGAAGUGGGGAGGGGGCCACGGGAGUCCUGCUGGGAGGGCCAGAGGCCAGAAGGGAUGCCCAGAGCCAGCGUUGGGGGGUGGGGUUUGCCAAGCGCUGUCCUUGCUCCCGGCCCUGCGACAUGGUUCCAGGGCUGCUCCUGCCUUCCAUCCUUGCCAGGCAAGACGCCGGCACCUUUAAUUAGCAAGCAGCAGCCUCUCCCCGAUUCAUCACAGUCACUGUUUAAUUAG